UUGUGCUUUCAUUCCUAGCAGGUCAUUGACCAGGGAAGUUUGGGUCACCCCUCGGUAGCUCUCCAAAGCACAUUCCACUGACUCCUUUGUCAGAGAAGUUUAACAGACGCAGAAAGUACGGCUCUCACUUCCUCCUCCACCCUAUUCACCCUGUCCGCCACUUCUAGCCUGGGGCGGGCUAUGUAGAGGGCGGUCCCUCUCAGACUCACUCUUUGGAUCCAUGUUGGGCGACGCUAACCGCCGGCGAAGCACGUCUUUCCAGUCCAUGGCUGACUCCCGCUCAGAGGACCCUACAUUUGCUGUUUGUUAAAAGCUCCACCCACUACCAGCUGCGACGUCAGACGCCACCAAGACAGAUGGAAGUUAAGAAGGACGCCUGAACGCCAUCUUGGGCACGGGCGGAAGCCUUGGCUGAAAAGGGGGGGGGGGAGGAAAGAUGCUGUAACUAUUCCGGAUACGGCGAACACGCUAGCGGGGACGAAAAUCAGACAUGAAGUAGAUGAAAAAAAGUAUCCUAUAGAGGUGUCGCAGCUCACCAAGCCAGAUUUCUAAAGGCCAGAAGAAGCCUGCGUGACUUUUUCCGCUUGGGCAUUUGGCGCGUGCGCGCCACAAGAUGUAGGACUCUAUUGGCAUUUCCGAAUUGAGAAAAGCAUUUUCGUCACAUUUUGUUCUCUCUCUGGAAACCUUAACAGUUCCUAAGAUGUAAUAGACGCAGUAUCCAGCCCUCUUGGAUACUAAAAGUUUCAAAAUUACCUUGGUUUGUUUGUUUAUCUUCUCCAUACUCAACAGAAGGCCGGAAUUCAAGCCACUCAGGCCCCGGCGCCUCGUUCAGCGCGGUGCCUUGUGGGUAAUGUAGUCUUCACCGCAUUUAUGGUUACUUUAAACACGAGUAGCGUGGUGAGUUGUUGAAAGAAGUGAACUUCGUUUGUCGACCCUCCGUACAGUUAAGUCUGAGCUCUUUCUGAACCUCACUUCCUUCCCUGUGAUGUUUAUGCUGCAUUUCCCUGGUCCCUCUUCUCCGAAGAGUUUUGCGGCCCGGAAAGAGUUGUGAAGAGCAAAGGACCCUAGACUGGCUUUUCUUGGGGCUGCGAUUGGUGGUUUCUGAUCGACGUUAUUUAUUUCCCUGUUCUAGCUCCCUUGGUAUCCUGCCCCUCUUCGGGACCGUCGUAAUACACAGGAGUCAAACUGGGAAGUCCAUGUGCUUUUUCCUCAGAUUCGAAAAUUGGAAGGUAACAGGCACCUGAGGGUUCCCGUUCCGUCUUCUGGUUUUGGGAUUGCUACUGGUGUUGGAUGUCCUUGGAUCGUUGUUUAAUGAAUAGAACUCGUGUGCUCUCCUUACCAUUAAAUUGUUCCAAACAUAAUCGUGAUUUGUUUGUGAGGGAGAAGCAAAAAGUCUCCAUUUCAAGAACUGCGCUUUCACUAUCCUCAGCCCCCAAUACCUUAAUUUUACAUAGCAAAGAGAGGCUGUUUUAUUUUUACGUCUCAUUCAGUUCACUGCAGGAUGACCUUCUAUUUGUCUGGUUUUCGGAGCUUUCCGAAACUUUGGAAGAGCAACCCUUACUUUGAGCUAGGCCCUGCGACCUCUUCUGCCUCUUUCUUUCUCACGGUUCACUGUGUCAUCGAGAACCAACAGAGAUGGUUUUCUGUUAAACCUGCGACCCCUCCAAAUAGCAAAACACUCAAUCUACAGGUUACCAAAGCUAAAACACAUAAGAAAGUAAAUGACAGCGACAAGCAAGUUUCUUCUGAUCCUCAUUAUUUUGCUGCUGGAGCAGCUAAGAAGAGAUCCCUCAUAAGCAGUAAUCUUCAGAAUUUAGGUCAUGCCUUGCCUGUGAGAAGCACUGUCCAACUUCCAACUAAACCUUUGAAUUCUGAAGAGUGGGAUAAACUUAAAGAAGAUUUCAAAGGAAAGGCCAGUUUUGAAGACUUCAUCAUUUCACAGAUGGCACGCAGCUGUAGUUCAGUAGAUGUGGCUAAGUCUCUCCUGGCUUGGGUAGCAGCAAAGAACAAUGGCGUCGUGGGGUAUAAUUUACUCGUCAAGUAUUUAUAUCUCUGUGUCUUUCAUAAGCAGACAUCAGAAGUUAUUGAUGUCUAUGAAAUCAUGAAAGCCAAGUACAAGAGUUUAGAAUCUGGGGGUUACACCCUUCUCAUCCGGGGAUUGAUCCACUCAGACAGAUGGAGAGAGACCUUGUUGCUGUUAGAAGACAUUAAAAAAGUCAUGGUCCCUUCCAAGAAGAACUACGGUGACUGUAUAGAAGGAGCCCUCCUUCAUCAAGAUGUGAACAUGGCUUGGAGUUUGUAUCAGGAAUUGAUAGGUCAUAAUCUUAUUCCUCUGUUGGAAACUUUAAAAGCCUUCUUUGAUUAUGGCAAAGACAUAAAUGAUGAUCACUAUUCAAACCAACUCCUGGACAUCCUUUUGUAUCUAAAGAAUAAUCAGCUGUAUCCUGGAGAGUCAUUUGCACACAGUAUAAAAACGUGGUUUGAAAGUAUUCCUGGAAGACAAUGGAAAGGAGAGUUUACCACAAUUCAGAAAAGUGGCCAGUGUUCAAACUGUGGCAGAACCAUAGAGUCUAUUCAUCUGAGUCCAGAAGAGUAUGAAUUUCUCAAGGAAAAAAUCAUGAGGGAUGUGAUAGAUGGCGGCGACCAGUAUAAGAAGACAACACCUCAGGAACUGAAGAAAUUUGAGAGCUUCGUGAACUCCUGUCCUCCUUUUGAUAUUGUUAUUGAUGGCCUCAAUGUUGCAAAAAUGUUUCCUAAGAGUCGAGAAUCCCAAAAUCUCCUGCGUGUAGUUUCUCAACUAGCCCAGCAGAAUCUCCAGUUGCUGGUCCUGGGCCGGAAACACAUGCUGAGACCAAGUUCCCAGUGGAGAAAGGAUGAGAUGGAGCAGGUGAAAAAGCAAGCCCACUGUUUUUUUGCUGACAACAUCUCGGAGGAUGAUCCUUUUCUCCUGUACGCCACACUGAACUCGGGCAAUCACUGCAAGUUUAUCACCAAAGACCUGUUGCGGGACCACAAGGCCUGCCUGCCUGAUGCCCGGACGCAGCGCCUGUUCUUUAAGUGGCAGCAGGGACAUCAACUGGCAAUCAUGAAAGGGUUUCAAAAAUCAAAACUAACUUUCCAGCAUAUUCUCAGCUAUGACACGGUGGUGCAGACAACCGGAGACUCCUGGCACAUUCCCUACGAUGAAGACCUGGUACAGAGAACCUCCUGUGAAGUACCAACCAAGUGGCUGUGCCUCCAGAGAAAGACACCGGCCCCCUGCUGAGUCGCACUGGCUGCCUGGCUUCCUGGCUGGUUCAGAGCUCUUAUAUCCAUGCUAAUUUCUGCCAUGACCUCUAUCCUGGAAAUAAAAAGAGUUUAGUGACA
Messenger RNA from Mastomys coucha (southern multimammate mouse), 3366 nucleotides. It is a transcript of the gene Prorp, whose product is annotated as protein only RNase P catalytic subunit. Gene Ontology annotation, cellular component: mitochondrial ribonuclease P complex; mitochondrion. The record is from RefSeq and is a predicted model, not a curated record. The transcript has 7 exons. The coding region runs from base 1502 to 3265 and encodes 587 amino acids. Gene Ontology annotation, biological process: tRNA 5'-leader removal; mitochondrial tRNA 5'-end processing. Gene Ontology annotation, molecular function: ribonuclease P activity; protein binding. Lineage: Eukaryota; Metazoa; Chordata; Mammalia; Rodentia; Muridae.